Messenger RNA from Candidozyma haemuli, 1482 nucleotides. RefSeq lists its product as uncharacterized. Gene Ontology annotation, cellular component: nucleus. The transcript has a single exon. The record is from RefSeq and is a predicted model, not a curated record. Gene Ontology annotation, molecular function: protein binding. The coding region runs from base 1 to 1482 and encodes 493 amino acids. Lineage: Eukaryota; Fungi; Ascomycota; Pichiomycetes; Serinales; Metschnikowiaceae.
AUGGAGUGGCAGCAACUCAGACCCAAACGCAGCUCCAUUUCGGGCUUGUCCCAAUCCGGUGGCUCCUAUAACUCGUAUCCACUUUCUCCCACAGGUCCCCAGGCCCAGCUGAACCUGCGCUUUGCUUAUCCAAACUACCCGCCAGACGAGAAGACUGUUCAGGAUAACCUUUACUUUCAGAGCGGAACGGCUGCUAGUGAUCGAGCGUCGUACUAUUCGUCCCAGCAUCCCCUUUUCUGUGCUGAUUGGGUGUCUUCUGAUCCUACCAAUGACUGGGUGGUGCUUAGUUCGUUUAGAGAAGGCUACCAGAACCGAGUCCAGGUAGUACAUGGCCUGUUGUAUACGCAUAAGGAAGAGGAGGAGUCUGACGAGAAAGACUGUUCUUCUGGGAUCGUGUCACCUACCGUUUCAGAGGAAAGCUCUAGUUCUGAAGAGCUGAGAGCUAAAGAUCUGCCUUCGUGUCUGACUGGAGCAUUUGACUGGACGAAUGUCGCUGAGACGGCGGUGGAAUAUCCUCUUACAAACGUUCAAUGGGAUCCACAGAUGCAACAUUCCUCUGGUGGUGUGCUCAGGUUGGGAGCGUCGUCUGAAGUGUUGAGAUUGUAUAAGGUUGAUCAAGAUCCAGAGAAGCUUAAAGUCGACGGCAGGUUUCCUUUAGUUCAGACGCAUUUGUUGGCAAAUAACUCAACUGCCAAUACGUCUUCCAAUGGUGACGCUCACGAUAUCAAUACGUUCCCGCCAGUUACGUCUUUUGACUGGAACAAGACAGAUUCAAGCAUCAUCAUUACUUCUUCCGUUGAUACAACAUGCACAGUGUGGGACCUCAAUAGAUCACACUCCUUGGGCAAAGACAGAGACACAGCACAUGUUAAAACGCAGCUUAUUGCCCAUGAUCUGGAGGUAUUUGAUGUGAAAUUCCUCCACCAGUCAACCAACGUGUUUGCUAGUGUGAGUAACGAUGGAUCAAUGCGUGUUUUUGAUCUUCGUUCUCUUGAACAUUCUACUAUCAUAUACGAACCUACGCGGGCCCCACCCUUGGCAUCCUCCGUGCCCACCACAGCUCAAGCACACUACAACCCACAAGCUUUACUCAAGCUUCUGACUUCAAACAUUGACCAACACAACUUGGCAACAGUCGGGGUGAAUCUGAACCAGGUGCUCGUAAUUGAUAUGAGAAUGCCUGGCCUACCUGUAGUGAAGCUUGAUUGUUCGUUUGGCGGCAUGAGCCAAGCAGCAGUCAACACCAUUCAAUGGCACCCUGCAACGAACUGGCUAGCAACGGCUGGAGACGAUUGUCAAGCGCUUGUAUGGGACCUCCGCAAUGGAAAUUCCACCAAGGCCAGCGAUGUUGGUACUGUCAUGGAUACACCAAUGCUCGCAUAUAAUGAAGAAUUGGAGGUGAAUAAUGUAUGUUGGAGACAGAACAGCGGCGACUGGCUUGGUGUUAUAAGUGGUAAAGGGUUCCAAGCGUUGCAGGUAUAG